AUGAGCUUCAUCCAACGAAUCACGAAGAGGCUGCCUAGUGCGCCGAGUCUGCCGUUGGAGGACGUCCCCCACGAGAAAGACCGCCUCCACCCUAGAUUCGCCUUUUUCCGAAGGAGGAUACGUCUGAAGGGCAACUCGUCUAUUUCUAUACCCCUGGGUCUUGUUUUACUAUUUCCAUGCCUUGUAAUUGUCCUUAUUUUGCUCCUCUUCGUCCGACACCCUUCCUCACCCGGGGGGAUCUUAAUUCCAGCAGGCACUCCGCCUUCUAUCCGAAAAAUCAGCGAAAAGUAUGAUAAGGUCUUUGCGACGGGCUGUGAGCCCAUCGACACCGACCGAAUCGACAAGGCCCCUCGCGCCAAUGCUGCGUUCGUCGUUCUUGCUAGAAACAAGGAGUUGGAUGGUGUGAUCCAGUCGCUCAAGUCGAUUGAGAGACACUUCAACCGCUGGUGGCACUAUCCCUAUGUUUUCCUCAACGACGGUGACUUCGAUGAGGAUUUCAAAGCCACUGUCAAGAACUAUACCAGCGCGGAAGUUGAAUUUGGUAAAAUCGACAACACCAUGUGGGGAUUCCCCGAUUGGGUUGACCACGAAGUUGCCAAGGAGGGCAUCAGGAAGCAGGGUGAUGCCGCCAUCAUGUACGGUGGAAUGGAGAGCUACCACCACAUGUGCCGAUUCUACUCUGGACACUUCUACAAGCACCCCUUGCUGAUGAAGUACGAGUGGUACUGGCGUUUGGAGCCCGAAAUCAAGUACUUCUGCGAUAUCACAUAUGAUCCAUUCCUCAAGAUGGCCGAGGCAAACAAGACCUACGGUUUCACUAUCGCUGUCAAGGAGCUUCGAGAGACGGUCCCAAAUAUCUUCCGUUACGCAGCCGCUUACAAGCGCAAGAACAAUCUGAAGUCCAAGGGUCUCUGGGAAAUGUUCCUGGAGCAGCCCGAGCAACCAGAAACUCCCCCUGAGGAGCAAAAGGAGGACAAACUGCCGGAUGAAAUUUUGCAGACCGACCCUGGUGACCACCAUCUCAAGGACGUUGACCCAGAGGCUAUGGAAGGCGAGAGCUAUAACAUGUGCCAUUUCUGGAGUAACUUCGAGAUUGCGCGUCUUGAUUGGUUCCGCAGCAAGGAGUACGAGGACUUCUUCACCAUGAUGGACAGAAGUGGAGGAUUUUGGAACGAGCGGUGGGGUGAUGCUCCUAUUCACUCUCUCGCCGCUGGUGCACUCCUCGGACCUGGUGAUAUUCACUACUUCCGUGACUUUGGCUACCGCCACACUACCAUCCAGCAUUGCCCAGCCAACGCUCCCGCUCGUCAACUCGCCCGCUCCCCCUACCUCGAGAAGACUACCGAUGACGAGAAGAAGCGCAUCGAGGAAGAUGAGUACUGGGCCAACCCCGACCCAGUCAAGGAGAAUGGUGUGGGUUGCCGAUGCCGCUGUGACACGGACAUUGUUGACGUCGAGGGCAAGCAAGGCAGCUGUCUCAACGAAUGGGUUGAUGUGGCUGGUGGCUGGGCUUCGCCAUAA
Molecule: messenger RNA, 1521 nt
Organism: Penicillium paradoxum
Lineage: Eukaryota; Fungi; Ascomycota; Eurotiomycetes; Eurotiales; Aspergillaceae
Product: glycosyltransferase family 15 protein
Exons: 5
Coding region: 1-1521 (506 amino acids)
Biological process (GO): protein N-linked glycosylation; cell wall mannoprotein biosynthetic process
Cellular component (GO): membrane; Golgi apparatus
Molecular function (GO): alpha-1,2-mannosyltransferase activity
Source: RefSeq, a predicted model, not a curated record